Molecule: messenger RNA, 1891 nt
Organism: Paramisgurnus dabryanus
Lineage: Eukaryota; Metazoa; Chordata; Actinopteri; Cypriniformes; Cobitidae
Product: solute carrier family 25 member 53-like
Cellular component (GO): mitochondrion
Molecular function (GO): NAD transmembrane transporter activity
Source: RefSeq, a predicted model, not a curated record
AUGAGUACGCUCAUAGAGAAUAACGGACACUGUCCAUUAUAUCCAAUGGUUCUUUUAAUCUCUCAAUCACGAUUGAUCUGCUGAAGAGUUUCUCAAUAUUAUGAUUAUUUAUCCUCUAUAAAUCAUCGCCGGUGUAUUUGAUUGAACAUCUGUGAAAAUCUCCGAUUGAAGAUCUGGGAAGAAGGAACUCAAGUGAUGUCACAAGUGUGGUUUUUAUUUCAAAAUAAGAGAUUCUUGUUAAUCAAUAACAAAACCAGUGACAACUCCAGCAACACAAGAUAUGGGAGGCAAUUCCAAUGACGACCAGGCUGUUGUCGAAUCCACCGACUCUACAGCCUGGUUUCGCAGCUACUUGCAUGGAGGAACCUCCAGCCUCAUUUCCACCUUGACCACCAUCAUCACGUUCCCUUUGUACAAGACUGUGUUUCGUCAACAGCUUCACAGCACUUUAGUACGUGAAGCCGUGGUCCAGUUAUUUAAGGAGGGUCCGCUGAAACUGUACCGUGGUGUAGCUCCACCCCUCCUGAUGAGAUCUCUCAAUGGCACGCUCCUGUUUGGCCUCCAGGACACUUUCCAACAGAAGCUCUCCAUCUGGGCCGAACCCCCUCUUCCUCAAAAUCUCCUGCCGUCUAUGGCUGGUUUAGGUGCAGGGGUGGUGGAAGCUGCUCUCUUUACUCCUUGUGAACGUGUGCAAAACGUCCUGCAGAAUAGCAGGAAUGACAGCAGUCUUCCGACUAUAAGAAGUGUAUUGCUCAAGUUAAGUUCGAGACCAUUAGCAUCAGGGUACUACACAGCAUUUCUACCUAUUCUUGUCCGUAAUGCCUUAGGAAACAGUCUCUAUUUUGGUCUAAAGGACCCAAUGUCUAAAGCACUCAGGGAUUAUGGCUUUUCUCCUGUAGCGUCAUCAUUUAUAUCAGGAGUUUUAAAUUCAAUGAUGAUUAGUCUACCACUGUAUCCUCUCUCUGUGCUGGUGGCCAACAUGCAGGCUCAAGUAGAAGCAGACAGAGGAGUAAAAAGCAGUUGGCAGUGGCUUUGGGCAGCCCGUAACCAUAGCCUGGUUCUUCUCUAUCGUGGAGGUGGCUUGGUCAUCUUUCGCUCCUGCAUUACCUGGGGCAUCACUACUGCCAUAUAUGACCAGUUGAAAAGACACUCAAGCUGAUAGUGAUGCAGUCAGCGAGGAAUCAGUGAUUUCCUCCAUAACCGAAAUCUCAGGUUUAUAUUAACAUUGUUUUGCACAAACCUAAGAGACCAAACAUUGAAGUUUUGCAAUGAUGUAGGCAGUGUGCUAAAAUAUUUAUUAAUGUAAUGCACACAAUAUCGUAAACAUGAUGUACAUUUUUUUUUUUAAGGAAUGAAAGAAUUCUUACUACAAAAACCUUGCAUAAUGUAUGUUGAACUGAAAUGCGAAAUAAAUAAUUUAAAUAUUACAGGAAAUCUAUCCAUCUGACUGUCUUUGUGUCAAAGCCUUUAAAAUGGAAAAGAAACACUACAGAAGGUAGUGGUUUUCAUUAGGAAUAAAACGACUAUAACAUUAUUCCUCAUUUAUUGCAGUAUAACUGCAUGGCCACGUUAAAGAGCACCUAUUACAUUGCUAGAAACAACAUUUUUUGUGUGUUUUUUGUAUAAUACAGUGAGUUUGCGUGGUUUAUGGUUCAAAAAACACAUUAUUUUACCGUACAUUAUGGUUGCUUCAGAUGUCCCUGCCUUCCUCAAAUGCCAGCAAACCAGUACAUUGUGAUUAGCCUGAAUACCUAUGACAUCAGCCAUGUUUAUAAGAUUACUCCCAAUGCAAUACUACAGGAGUUAAUAUUGUCUUUACUAUCUUAUCAAUACGAGCCAAAUCUGAUCCAGAAAAUGCAGAUGAGCAAGCUGACAAACAACAAGUGCUACU